AGACUUCCCUGUGCUUGAGUAUCUAUAAAAGAGGCAGUAGGUGUCAACUUUGUUAUCUCAGUCUCCUUGACUACAGACAGGCGCAUCUUCUCUCCGAAAAAACUCCAGUUUGUUUGCGAUCGACCGUCGUCAUGUCUGUCAAAGUUAGCCGAGGCACUACCUUCAGCUCCUCCAGCAUGCGCAGCGGCGGAUUCAGCUCAGGCAGCCUGCUUGGAAGUGGGUUUAGUUCUUCUAGCGGGAAUUAUCUCGGGCAGGGGGAAAGCUAUACCUCUACUAGCAGGCGUGCGGCCAGUGUUUAUGGGGAUGCAGGUAGCUACGGCACCCGCAUGUCCAGAUCAGUGUCCUCCUUCUCCAUGGCUGCACCAAACUCCGAGUUCUCCUUGAGCGCUAACGAGAAACUGACCAUGCAAAACCUCAAUGACCGCUUGGCUACCUACUUGGAGAAGGUGCGCUCCCUUGAGGUGGCCAACAGGAAGCUCGAGCUGCAGAUUCAAGAGUUCUUUGAAAAGAGAUCCCCAGUUAGAGCUAAGGACCUGACUGGCUACUUCACCACCAUUGCAGAACUCCGUAAAAAGAUCAGUGAAAGUUAUGUUGGCCAAGCCCAGAUAACACUGAAAGUAGACAACGCCAGGCUUGCAGCUGAAGACUUUCGUAUUAAGUACGAGUCGGAGAUGAACAUGCGCAAGAUGGCGGAAGGGGAUGUGGCCCGUAUGAGGAAGGUUCUGGACGAGCUGACCAUGACCCGGUCGGACUUGGAGAUGCAGUUUGAGGGGCUGAAAGAGGAGCUCAUCUUCCUGAAGAAGAGCCACGAGGAGGAUGUGCAGGUGCUGCGUGCUCAGCAGAGUGGUGCGGUCAAUGUGGAGAUGGACUGUGCAGGUUCGGCCGACCUAGUCAAGGAGCUGCAGGACAUGCGGGAGCAGUACGAGGCGCAGAUUGAGCGCAACCGCAAGGAGGCUGAGAUCUGGUUCCAGGGCAAGGUUGAAGGGCUGAAUUGCCAGAUGACCACCAGCACCAAAGAUAUCAAGGUAUCACAGACAGAACUAACUGAUCUGAAGCGCUCAUACCAGAACUUGGAAAUCGAGCUGCAGGGCCUCUAUACUCAGAAAUUGCAUUUGGAGAAGAGCAUGGCUGACGUGACAGAGCGUUACAGCCUGCAGCUCAGUCAGCUGCAGCUGCGCAUUAACAGCAUGGAGGCAGAGCUGCAGCAGCUGACCGUGAGCAUUCAGCAGCAGGCCUCCGAGUACAGACUUCUGCUGGACAUAAAGAUGAGGCUGGAGCUGGAGAUCGCCGAAUACAGGAGGCUGCUGGACGGGGAUGCUGUCAGCACCAGUGUAGUGUCCACCAACAUAAGCACAACCACCGUGCAAAAGGAAGUGUUAGUGAAGGAGACGGUUGAAGAAGUGGAGGAACACAAUCCUCAUAUCCAGAGAAGAGUGAAGGUCAUAGUGGAAGAGAUGGUGGAUGGACAGGUGGUGUCCCGUUCUGAGGAGGAGAAUGUCCAGGAUGUGACCAAGCCUUGAUCCAACGGUAGCUAUUUGAAAAUGCUAGACAAGAGCUACUCGGUCUAUGUCAAUGCUUAAAUGUUUUUAUGCCAGACUGUCUUAUAAGGCUUUCCUAUACCUUUGCAAUUCUUCAGGCAGGAGUGUCAGACUCCUGGAGGGCUAUUGCUAUUCUAUGAAGUAACAAGGGAUUAGUAGGUCUAAAAACCAGUAUACUUAAAUGCCCUUCCAAUAUCCUGCUACAUGUAAUAAUGGCCUAUUUUACAUGUAAUGAUGCUGGGUAUUCAAAAUGCUCUUUUUUGUGAAAAUAAAGAAAAAACUUC
This is a messenger RNA of Megalops cyprinoides (Indo-Pacific tarpon), 1822 nucleotides long. Its product is annotated as keratin, type I cytoskeletal 42-like. Bases 132 to 1520 code for a protein of 462 amino acids. The transcript has 9 exons. Lineage: Eukaryota; Metazoa; Chordata; Actinopteri; Elopiformes; Megalopidae. Gene Ontology annotation, molecular function: structural molecule activity. The record is from RefSeq and is a predicted model, not a curated record.